AUGGGGAAGACAGCAGGCUCUCGAAAGUGGUACCAAAUUCGCUGGUUUGCCCCAGAGGACACGAAAGAAGAACGCAGAUUCAUCACCAAACUCGAUCUCCUGAUUGUGCCUUAUGUUUUUCUGGCGUAUUGGGUAAAGUAUAUUGAUCAGGCAAAUAUCAACAAUGCAUACGUCGCAGGCCUCAAGGAAGACUUGGGCUUCAACGGAAACCAGCUGGUCCAUGUCCAGACCAUCUACGUCGUCGGCGCCGUUCUGGGCCAGAUUCCGUUCAUGUUCCUCUUCACCCGCAUCCCUAUGCACUGGCUGGUCCCUUUGCUCGAUAUCUUGUGGGGGAUCUUCACGUUGCUGCAAUAUCGGGUCCAUAGCUAUGCUGAGCUGAUGGCAUACCGGUUUUUGGUCGGCUGGUUCGAGGCCGCGUAUUUCCCCGCUGUCCAUUUCAUCUUCGGAUCGUGGUAUCGUGGACAGGAAAUCGCCCGGCGAGGCGGCUUUUUCUAUGUUGGGUUGACUCUGGGGACGCUCACUGCGGCUCUCCUGCAGUCCGCGGCUUCGGAGCACUUGGACGGAGUGGCCGGUCUAGCAGGCUGGCGAUGGAUGUACAUCAUCUGUGCCCUGAUCACCAUUCCCGUGGGCUUCCUGGGCUUCUUCCUUCUCCCCGGAACCCCGGACAUCCCGAACCGGUUGUUCAUCAAGGAACACGACCUCGCGCUCGCAAAGACGCGCCUUCAGCGCACCGGACACGCCACGUCGGGAAAUUUCACGCUCGGCACACUCAAAAGAGCCGCUGUGUCGUGGCAGGUGUGGGCGUUCCUGCUACUGGACAUCUUCUUCUGGAACGGCAGCAUCAACACGUCUUCGGGCGGCUAUCUAUUGUGGCUCAAGAGCCUGAAGCGCUACUCGGCCGGACGACUCAACCAGCUGGGCGCCAUCUCCCCCGCGCUGGGCAUCUUCUACGUGCUCUUCAUCUGCUUCUCGGCCGACCUCCUCUGGGGACCUGCCUGGGCCAUCACGGUCGCCCACGUCUGGAACAGCGUCGGGUUGAUCAUCCUGACGGUCUGGAACGUGCCCGAGUCGGCGCUGUGGUUCGCCUUCAUGACCACCUACUCGGCCGUCGCCAUGUCCAGCGUGCUCUACGGCUGGGUCAACACGCAGCUCCGGUAUUCGCCCGCCGAACGGGCUUUCACGCUCGUGCUGAUCAACACCAUCUCCCAGUCCACGACGGCGUGGACGCCCCUGUUGGUUUUCAAGACCGUCGAGGCGCCCCGGUUCGUCAAGGGGUAUCCCUUUGUGCUCGGCAACGCGAUAUGCUUGAUUCUGUUCGCGCAUUGGAUCUCGUGGUACAUCAAGAGGCGAAGAAACCCGGCCGAGGAUAUCGAGGAAGACUAUCUGCGCAACGAGGCAUUGGAGUCUCCGGUCGACAGCACGCCUCAGUUGAUCCAGGAGCUGCCUUCCGAGAAGGUCCUGGAAGCUUGA
Fonsecaea multimorphosa CBS 102226 is the source of this 1470-nucleotide messenger RNA. RefSeq lists its product as uncharacterized. Lineage: Eukaryota; Fungi; Ascomycota; Eurotiomycetes; Chaetothyriales; Herpotrichiellaceae. Gene Ontology annotation, cellular component: membrane. Bases 1 to 1470 code for a protein of 489 amino acids. The record is from RefSeq and is a predicted model, not a curated record. Gene Ontology annotation, biological process: transmembrane transport. Gene Ontology annotation, molecular function: transmembrane transporter activity. The transcript is spliced from 6 exons.